This is a messenger RNA of Condylura cristata (star-nosed mole), 3952 nucleotides long. It is a transcript of the gene OPRK1, whose product is annotated as opioid receptor, kappa 1. The transcript has 4 exons. Gene Ontology annotation, molecular function: neuropeptide binding; dynorphin receptor activity. Lineage: Eukaryota; Metazoa; Chordata; Mammalia; Eulipotyphla; Talpidae. The coding region runs from base 211 to 1353 and encodes 380 amino acids. Gene Ontology annotation, cellular component: membrane; neuron projection. Gene Ontology annotation, biological process: sensory perception of pain; G protein-coupled opioid receptor signaling pathway; neuropeptide signaling pathway. The record is from RefSeq and is a predicted model, not a curated record.
GCCGCCAGUCUUGCUAGGCGCGAGCUCGGCGGCGCUGGGCUGAAAAGGCAACCUUGGGCAAAACGCGGAGUUCGGAUCUAAAAGCUGAGGCUCGGCUGGACCGGGGGACGCAAGGUUCAGCAUCAACCAAGAAGCUUCCUCGACCCCUCCGCGAACUAGAGCCCCGUCAGGUGCCUCCUCAUCUCGCCCUCCAGCUGCAGCCACCGGAUCAUGGAGUCCCCAGUUCAGAUCUUCCGCGGGGAGCCGGCCCCGACCUGCGCCCCGAGCACCUGCCUGAACCCCAAUGAUAGCAGCUCGUUCCCGGGAACGGCGGAGCCUGACAGCAACAGCAGUGCAGUGUCGGAUGACACGCCACUGGAGCCCGCGCACAUCUCCCCCGCGAUCCCAGUGAUAAUCACCGCGGUCUACUCCGUGGUGUUCGUCGUGGGCUUGGUGGGCAACUCCCUGGUUAUGUUCGUGAUCAUCCGAUACACAAAAAUGAAGACGGCUACUAACAUUUAUAUAUUCAACCUGGCUUUGGCGGAUGCAUUAGUUACUACCACCAUGCCAUUCCAGAGCACUGUCUAUUUGAUGAAUUCCUGGCCAUUUGGGGAUGUACUGUGCAAGAUUGUCAUUUCCAUUGACUACUAUAACAUGUUUACCAGCAUAUUCACCUUGACCAUGAUGAGUGUGGACAGAUACAUUGCUGUGUGCCAUCCGGUCAAGGCUUUGGACUUUCGCACACCCUUGAAAGCAAAGAUCAUCAAUAUUUGUAUUUGGCUCCUGUCUUCAUCUGUUGGCAUAUCUGCAAUAGUCCUUGGAGGAACCAAAGUGAGAGAAGAUAUGGAUGUCAUUGAGUGCUCCUUGCAGUUUCCCGAUGAUGACUACUCCUGGUGGGACCUCUUCAUGAAGAUCUGUGUCUUUAUCUUUGCCUUUGUGAUUCCUGUCAUCAUCAUCAUCAUCUGCUACACCCUGAUGAUUCUACGCUUAAAGAGUGUCCGGCUUCUUUCUGGCUCCCGAGAAAAAGACCGCAACUUGCGUCGGAUCACCAGGCUCGUCCUGGUAGUGGUGGCAGUAUUCAUUAUCUGUUGGACCCCCAUUCACAUUUUCAUCCUUGUGGAGGCUCUAGGGAGCACCUCUCACAGCACAGCUGCCCUCUCCAGCUAUUACUUUUGCAUUGCUCUAGGUUAUACCAACAGCAGUCUCAAUCCCAUUCUCUAUGCCUUUCUAGAUGAAAACUUCAAGCGGUGUUUCAGGGACUUCUGCUUUCCAAUUAAAAUGAGGAUGGAGCGACAGAGCACUAGUAGAGUCAGAAAUACAGUGCAAGAUCCUGCUUACAUGAAAGAUGUUGAUGGAAUAAAUAAGCCAGUAUGACUAGUCGUGGAGAUGACUUCUUAUAGUUCUCCAGGAAGAGAAGAGUUCAAUGAUUUAGGUUUAACUCAGAUUACUACCGCAGUCUGAGAUGGAAAGUAAGAAUUUUAAACAAACUUUUAGAAAUCUGAAGAUCUGAAGUCAUGCAACACAGGUUGCAUUAGAAAUUAGGUCAGUGGAAGCAUCAAGGAUGUAGGAAUGGAGUACAGAAGAUUGGAGCAGGCAAUUACUAGUCAGGGAAUCAAGACUGACUCCCAGUUUCCUUUAUGAACAAAGAAACAGCCAUUUCCUGUGGUUACUAAGAUUUAGUUCAAGACCCAUCUGUUGUGGUCUUUCUAUGCAAUGUGAUUUUAAAAGCUCCAUUUACAAAAAUGGAAUUUUUUAAAAUAGUUUAAGAGCUUAGUGGACAUCCAAUUCAGAUAUUUACCAGUGAUAACAACAAUUUAAUAAGAACAAGAACCAUUUCCAGGCUCCAUGCUCAGUUCUUUUUUUUCCCUCUAUCUAUAGACUUGAAUUUCAUGUGGCUGUGUGAUGAGAAUUCCACUUUUAUUAUAACUUAGACCCAUAUUGAGAUUUCUGAUGUUGAUGUAUAAUAAAAAUUAUUUUGCUAUUUAUGAUUCCCAACAUACUUUACUUUCUUGAAAAGUACAGCUUGUUCAAGCAUGCUAGAUACAUACUCUUGUACUAAAGUAUGUCUUAAUGUCAAGACAUAUAAAGUAUUUUAAAUAUCACAUAAUUGUGUGUGUAUACAUAUAUAUGCACACAUGUAUAUACAUAUAUAAUUGCAUCUGUAAAAAUAUAUGUGUGUAAAUAAAGAAUGACUUACCUUCUAGCAGAAAGCCUCCCGAGGGGACACCAUUAGUGAAAUCGAGUUGAAAUCAAGACAUUCCUGACCUUCCCAUCCCUUCCCAGUGCUUCUUUCCCAGUGCUCAUAACUUACAUGUUAAUGAAUCAAGAAAUCUUUAAUUCACUCCAGGUUGUAGCACUGCAAAAUCUGUGUGCAGCUUAUGCACAGCAUCUCUUUAUAGAUAGGUGUUUUUUUUUACUAUAUUCUUUCUAUUUUUGCUCAUUUGAAUCUUGCGAUAUUAUUUUACAGCUUUUAAGAAAUACAUUCAUUCCUAACUGUGGGCUAAAUGGAGACAUUAUGUCACUCACGAUGCUUGGACAUACCUGGUAUUUUGUUCUGAGAAGAGCACCACUCUAGGGGAUAAUGCCAUGUCCAGCACAUUUUGGGUAAUUUGGCUAAUACUUCCAGAUGAUACAAAAUUUGCCAUUCUCUCCAUUGGAACUUAUGGUUCUAGAGGUAAUGGCUUUUUGCUGUAAUUAUCUGGAUAAAAGAAAGAGAUCAUUGAGAAAUAACAAUCAUCUCUUCUGUAAGCAUAUAUGUUACUAUAGAUAUAACUACAUAUGUAAAUUCUAUUCACUGUGUAAUUUAUCUUCUAUAAUUACUCUCUUAACCAAAGUUUUCUUUGAGGUUUUACAGGUAGCUAAAAAUUUUACUAUGAUUUUGUCUGCAUUCCACAUUUUUAUGGCAGCUAACACUGAUUACUUAAAGCACCAUGGCAGAGAUUUUCCUAAUGAAAAUGAAGUCCUCUUUUCAUUUUCCUGUAGCAUGUCUUAAAUUUCAUUGAUAUUUUUAGGUGGCCUUGUAAUGUAGAUGGGAAUGACUUAAAUAUUGGUUAGCAUACACAUCGUGUUUAAAAAUUCUGACUCCUACGCAGUAGAGAUGGCUACAGACAAAGUGGUGUCAGGAACAAACCCUGCUGAUGUGUGAAAUAUAAAAAAAAUCUCUUUAUGAAACAGUAAAACCCAGGAGAUUUUUCUUGAAGAUUCCUUCACUCAUUCAAAAAUAUAAGAGCUACAAUUAUGGAAUGGAUUUAUAGUAAUGUGUUUUCUUUAAAUUAGCACCCAUAUCCUCAUAUUGAUGCUACUCAUGUCUGACUAUGCUACAUCUCUUCAUAGUUAAUCGUGAGCUGGGGUCAAAUAAAUAAAUAAAUAAAUAAAGACAUGUGAAACAGCCAUGCAGGAGGGAGCAAUGAGAAUGGAAACUCAGAGUUCUAAAAAGGACACACAUUUAGAGUCUGAGAAUACUUUUAGGAAUGCUCAUUUACUAUUCAGAGAGUUUAUCAAAAUUCCAUCCUCAAAACUAAAAGGAAGCAUGGUUUGGAAAGAGGUUUUUUUGUUAAUCAAAGUUUAUGUUCAUGAAUUUUAAGAAAAUGGUUGUAUCCAAUGUUGUAUUAUUGAGAAAUAAAACUUAAAUUUGAAUAACUUAUCAGAAAAAUUAGAGCUGUUUUGAAUACUGGGAUAUAAUAAAUUAAUUAAUAUAUUAAUUGACUAACUUAGAACGUCUAUGGGCGAAAACUUGGAGAAGGCUGUAUAUAGUCAACUAUUAAAUAAUAUUUAUUUUCUAAGCAGAAAGUGAUGCAAGAUUCAAUGUAAAUAUGGAAAUUCCAUUCCUGAAAGGCAUAAACCUGCACGCAAUAGGGUGGUUUUCAUCUCUAAUACAAGAGUGUGUUCAUAUAUUCUUUAUGAUAAUGUAUAAUAUUUACAUUGUGUACUUUUAAAAGCAGAUACUUAUUUAUUGUAUAUAUGAUUUUGUGCC